AUGUCCUCGCCCUUCCUCUUUCAUUCUCUUGAUGUAGGGCCUCGAUUAAGUGCACGGAAGGUGCAUAUAUGCAGGCUCUAUGAUGUCCUAGAGCUAUCUCUACUGAGAAACGACCUCCCACGGGCAAGAAAAGCGUGGGCUAUCCUGGCGCGAUGCAAGGAAAUGCACUGGACAACGAUGUGGGCGACCGCGGUGCGUAUUAUCGGAGAUGAGACCUUCCACGAGCACGAUUCCAGCAAGAAGCUCGCUUUCCUUCGCGAGAUGAUGCUUCAGUUACCGGACAAGGUGGGUCGUCAGGACCGUGUUCGUACACGCGUCCUAGAGAAACGAUUCUUAAGGGAAGUUAUUCUUCGACAGAUCAUGGCGGGGCAUUUCAAGCAAGCUCUGGACGAAUUGGAGUUGUACGUUCCUUCAUUCCCCUACCAAGAUGAUCCUGUGUUACAUAACUAUGCCGGGCUCUUAUCUCUAUACUUGUCCCAGCCAUCCGGAAAUGGCGUUGACGAUGGCAUGCUAUCUCUCGAUUCGCACUUCCAAGGUGCAAAGGCCCUUGAUUCGGAAAAUACCAUUGCUACACACUUCUUAUCCCACAUUUCUAAAAUGACUAGCCAAGCAGAGAAUUCAGACCAGGAUUCUGACGACGACCUCAUGGAAGUCGACAUCCAGGAGACAAAACUACAGCCCCAAAGGAAGCGUGUUCGACUUCACGAGGAUGGCAUUUCAUAG
Molecule: messenger RNA, 723 nt
Organism: Desarmillaria tabescens
Lineage: Eukaryota; Fungi; Basidiomycota; Agaricomycetes; Agaricales; Physalacriaceae
Exons: 5
Coding region: 1-723 (240 amino acids)
Biological process (GO): transcription initiation at RNA polymerase I promoter
Molecular function (GO): RNA polymerase I general transcription initiation factor activity; RNA polymerase I core promoter sequence-specific DNA binding
Source: RefSeq, a predicted model, not a curated record